Molecule: messenger RNA, 594 nt
Organism: Mastomys coucha (southern multimammate mouse)
Lineage: Eukaryota; Metazoa; Chordata; Mammalia; Rodentia; Muridae
Gene: Cbln3
Product: cerebellin 3 precursor
Exons: 3
Coding region: 1-594 (197 amino acids)
Molecular function (GO): protein binding
Source: RefSeq, a predicted model, not a curated record
AUGGGGACCAAAUGGCACAGCCUCAAGCUGCCCUUGGCACUAGUGCUUCUGAUCCUGGAGGCUGGGUGGGCUCAAGAAGGGACAGAGCCUGUCCUGCUGGAGGGGGAGUGCCUGGUGGUCUGUGAGCCAGGCCGACCUACUGCAGGAGGACCUGGGGGAGCAGCCCUGGGAGAGGCACCCCCAGGACGAGUGGCGUUUGCUGCAGUCCGAAGCCACCACCAUGAACCAGCAGGAGAAACCGGCAACGGUACCAGUGGUGCCAUCUACUUCGACCAGGUGCUGGUGAACGAGGGUGGUGGCUUUGAUCGGACCUCGGGCUGCUUCGUGGCCCCUGUCCGUGGAGUCUACAGCUUCCGGUUCCAUGUGGUAAAGGUGUACAACCGCCAAACUGUCCAGGUGAGUCUGAUGCUGAACACAUGGCCAGUCAUCUCAGCCUUUGCAAACGACCCUGAUGUGACCCGAGAGGCGGCCACAAGCUCUGUGCUGCUUCCCCUGGACCCUGGGGACCGUGUGUCCCUGCGCCUACGUCGGGGGAAUCUUCUGGGUGGCUGGAAGUAUUCAAGCUUCUCAGGCUUCCUCAUCUUCCCCCUCUGA